Messenger RNA from Pistacia vera, 1308 nucleotides. Its product is annotated as protein LAZ1 homolog 2-like. Gene Ontology annotation, molecular function: transporter activity. The record is from RefSeq and is a predicted model, not a curated record. Gene Ontology annotation, biological process: transport. Bases 9 to 1265 code for a protein of 418 amino acids. The transcript is spliced from 8 exons. NCBI's taxonomy places the organism in Eukaryota, Viridiplantae, Streptophyta, Magnoliopsida, Sapindales, Anacardiaceae.
AGUAGUGGAUGAUGGCAACAAGUAAUGUAGUAUUAGUCCAUGAAGAAAACACAUACAGAAAUCUUCACCAACCGGCUGUUAUUAUUGGUGGAUGUUUUGCUCUUGCAGCUGUUAUUCUCUCUCUUUUUCUCAUUCUUCAACAUCUCAGAUCAUACACCAAUCCUGCUGAACAAAAAUGGAUAGUAGCGGUUUUGUUCAUCGUUCCUGUCUAUGCUAGUGAGUCAAUUUUAUCACUGUGGAAACCGAGGUUCUCUCUUGCAUGCGACAUUUUAAGAAAUUGCUAUGAAGCAUUUGCCCUGUAUUCUUUCGGAAGCUAUUUGAUUGCUUGUCUAGGUGGAGAAAGAAGAACCAUAGAAUUCCUUGAAAGUAAAUCAAGAAAGCAGCUCAGUAAGCCAUUAUUAGCUGAAGAGAAUCAAGUUUCGCAAAAAGGGUGGUUCAGUAACUUCUUCUUCCGACCAUGUGAUCUUGGAAAAGAUCUAUUCUCAAUACAAAAGUUAGGUCUCGUACAGUAUAUGAUUCUGAAGACACUUUGUGCAUUCUUGGCAUUAGUGUUGGAGCUCUGUGGUGUUUAUGGUGAUGGGGAAUUCAAGUGGUACUGUGGGUAUCCAUACAUUGCAGUAGUGCUGAACUUCAGCCAGAUGUGGGCAUUAUAUUGCCUUGUCAACUUCUACAAUGUAACUCAUGAAAGACUUCGGCCAAUAAAGCCACUAGCAAAGUUCAUAAGCUUCAAGGCUAUUGUGUUUGCAACUUGGUGGCAGGGUGUGGGUAUUGCGCUAUUAUGUGCAUUAGGAGUUCUUCCCAACAAAGGAAAACUGAAAAACGGAUUGCAGGAUUUUUUAAUUUGCAUUGAAAUGGCCAUUGCAGCAGUUGCUCAUAUGUUUGUCUUUUCGGCCGAAUUCUAUCAUUAUCUUCCAGCUCCUGAGCCUGGAAAAUUAACUACCAGAAGAACCGAAGAAAGACUAAAGUUAGAGGAGAAAGACAAGAAACCAGCCAUGCUUGAGAAAACUAAAAUUCAAAUUGAGGCACCUGGAACAAGCAUCAGUGAAAGUGUUCAAGACAUAGUUGUUGAAGGUGGCCAACGAGUUGUCGAAGAUGUUGUGUUGACCAUAAAUCAAGCCAUGGGACCUGUGGAGAAGGGUGUGACAAAAAUCCAAGAGAAGCUCCAUUCUAAAUCGUUGAGUUCAGAUGACAAGGAAGGAGAGUGGGAGUUCAAAGUUGAGGAACAUGUAGAAGAAAAUCUAACUGGAACCAAAAAUUUUGCUUGAGUUUAGAGAAAAAUAAUUAGUUAAGACUCUGAUGGAGAUGAAC